Messenger RNA from Zophobas morio, 934 nucleotides. RefSeq lists its product as uncharacterized. The record is from RefSeq and is a predicted model, not a curated record. The transcript is spliced from 11 exons. Bases 281 to 919 code for a protein of 212 amino acids. Lineage: Eukaryota; Metazoa; Arthropoda; Insecta; Coleoptera; Tenebrionidae.
UUGGAAGCUGUUUAUUAAAGAUAUAUUAUUAUUGAAAACCUUCCCCUUUGCUCCGGAAUAUUUUAGAUAUUUAAACCAUCCAGUAUUAAAAGUUCAAAUUUUGGGAUUUAUUGUUUCUGUCGAUAACACUUCUAAGUACGUUGCUUACAAAGUUGACGACGGGACGGCUUUAAUUCGCUGUGUGCAUUGGAGAAGCCCAAAGGGUUUUAAAAAACCGGAACCUGCAACUGGGUUGGAGCUAGGGACCCUCGCACUUUUAAAAGGGAAACUUAAUACUUACAUGGAACAGCGCCAAGUCAAUGUCUAUUCUAUAAAGGAGGUAAAGGACUGCAAUUGCGAAUCUUUUUGGUGGCUUGACAUCUGCUCGCUAAAAGCUACGGUUUACCGAAUUCCCUUAUUGCUUUCUAGUAAUCUUGAGGAAAAUACUUCUUACAAGGAUCCCGUAAACCUAAGUGAAUAUUUAGAUAACCGUAACAAGUUGGUCGCUAAAAAAGAAGUUAAGCCCUCCAGCCCUGAAGAGAUUUGUUAUGAUCUCAUCAAAGCUUUUGCUAUACAGAAAAAAGAAUUCUCUUUUGCAGAACUUAAAGAGUCGGCAUUGCCUGUGUGCCUGGCCGCUUUUGAAGAGCGUAAUUUUUCUAACGUAGAGUGCUGUACGCAUCAGAUGUUUGUUGGCUUGAUACAGAGGCUUGUUAGUGAAGGACUGGUAUUUCUUCGAGAUGCCGAAAAAGACAUCUAUGAAGUGGUGAGUACGGAAUUCAUUGUUGAUUUUAUGAAAAGAACGUUCAAGUUUUACGGUCCUACUCUGCUGCUGGGCGAUCUUCUUCAAUACUCAUUGUCUUUGCUUCUUGAUGAGAGCGAAAUUGUAGAAGUGAGCAAAGACUGCUACAGGCUUUUUGGGGAAAUAAUGACAGAAUUAUAGUAAAUCAGUAGUAAC